Liolophura sinensis is the source of this 2495-nucleotide messenger RNA. RefSeq names its product transmembrane and ubiquitin-like domain-containing protein 1. Gene Ontology annotation, molecular function: protein binding. Gene Ontology annotation, biological process: ERAD pathway. The transcript has 3 exons. NCBI's taxonomy places the organism in Eukaryota, Metazoa, Mollusca, Polyplacophora, Chitonida, Chitonidae. Bases 119 to 1246 code for a protein of 375 amino acids. The record is from RefSeq and is a predicted model, not a curated record.
AUAUUUCCUUUAUACCAGAUCGCUGAUUUCUUUGAGCUCAUGGAUAAAUGGUUUGCCCUCAGUGGUUGGUGUAGUUGAGACAAGGUUUGUUUUUGGACGGCGUCAUGAAAACUGACUGAUGCCUUCGUCCAGAUGCAAGGCACAUAAUUCCCAGAAGAUGUCACUUAUUGAAGGAGUAGGAGACGAAGUUACAUUUGUUUUUGCUGCCCUACUGAUUGUUAUUGUAGUCGUGUGUGCAUGGCUGUCCACACACACAAGGGACAUACCAUUCUUCAGUCUUCUCAUUGUAGAGCUUACUAGGGGCAGGAGGACUGUGCAACCUGUUGUGAAUACUGACUCCGAGACGAAUGGUGGAAAUGUGGUAGCCGAGACCCCUAGCACAGAGGCAAGUGAAGUUAGUGGAGGCAGUGAACAGCAGGAGGAAGUAAACAAUCAUAUACAAACUGUAGACGAGCCAGUGACUGCCACAGGGGAGACAACCAGGUCUGACAUUCCUCAUUCCUCUUCAAAUGAUCAUCAGAGGCAGUUAGAUAAUAGUUUGGUUGAUCAUGAAACAAUUCGACAAAGGCGUUUAGCCUUCUUGUCAAAGGAAAAAGACUCAGCUGUCAAUGGUUCAUCAGAUAAAACUACCACUGACAGGCAGAGAAGUGAUGUCAGUGAUGGUGCUGGAUCACAUGCUGACAAUUCUGAAACAAGCCAAAUCAGUCCACAGAGAAGUGUGGAUGAAGAACCUUCAGUUGAGCCGUCCGUUCUACAGGAAAUUGAAUUGAGCGAUGGAAACAUAAGGGUGAAGCUAAAAUACCUGAAUGACACUCAGCGGCUGGUGCAGACCAAUCCAUUGGAAACUAUUGGCCAGUUUAAAAGGACUCACUUUGGUCCAGAGCUGGCAGCUAACAAACUGGUGCGUCUCAUCUUCAAUGGUCAGUGCCUGCAGAAUGAUACUUCAACUCUUCAGUCGUACAACAUUCGGGAUAACUGUACAGUCCACUGUUUGGUAACAGAGGCCCAACACCAAUCAACCCCUCCACCCACGGACACUAGGAACGACUUGGACAUAGGCAUCUUUAUGUUUCCGCUAUUUGCAGUCUUUCUGGCCACAAUUUGGUAUUUCCGUUUCGCCUACAGACAGUACUUUAAUGCCAUGACUACAUUCUCUCUGGUGGGCAUAACUUUUCUCUUCAGCGUGGCAGUUUUCUCAACUUGGCGCACUCAUCAUGGGAGAGAGGAACACCAACAUUUGGAGUGAUUGUUGUCGGCAACAAGAAGAUCUCACUAUAUCAAGCAGAGAUGUUAGCCUGGAUCAUGUAGCCAUUAAACGGGGAGAAAAUAUAAAAAUUAUGUAAAGUUCAGAUGGAAGAGUGUGAAACGUUUGUUGUAAAUGUGGUCAAUACUUUUUUUUAUUUUUCUUUAAAGAGAAAAUUUAUUUAUUUAUUUAUUUGAUCAGUGUUUUACGCCAUACUCAAGAAUACUUCACUUAUACGACGGCGGCCAACAUUAUGGUGGGUGGACACCAGGCAGAGCCCGGGGGAAACCCACGACCAUCCACAGGUUGCUGUGGGACCUUCCCACAUAUGGCCGGAGAGGAAGCAAGCAUGAGCUGGACUUGAAUUCACAGCGAGCACAUUGGUGUAAAGAGAAAAUAGAUGAAAUAAUUUUUAUAUGGUGGGUAUUUGAGACCAUGUCAUGGUAUAUAUUGUCUUCACGUAAUGUUGUUUUAAGUGAGGAUGUAACGUAUGUUUAAUAAACACAUUUGCACUAGAAUUUGUUCUUUCCUAGCAACAAAUGUGUACAGCCUGGAUUUAAUCAUAUUUAUAUAUCUAAUAUAUUCAUAAAUAUUAUUAUUAUUCAGAUUAAGUGUAUAUGUAAACAAAAAAUUUACAUCCAAAUAAAUUUAUGCAUCACAUCCUUAUUUAGAACAUUUAUAAAUAUAUACCAACAGGUGGUCCCAAAUGCUCCAUACAAAAGUUAUUCAAAUACCUUUUUCUCUGAAAGAAAAAUGAAUACAGUAUUGAAGACCAUAUUUGCAAAUAUGUUUCACGGCUCUUUCAUCUGAUUUUGGCAUCAUUUUCAUGUAUUCUUCUCCUUAACAGUUAUGCCAGCCAUUUUCUGUAGCUAUACUGACCAUCUGUUGUAGCUAUAACCUGAUGUAUGCAGGGUUAUUUAACUGCUAGCGAAAAAAAUAGAAGAUCAUGUUGACAGUGAUUAUUGUAAUGUCACUCUGAAAAUUCCAUUUUUAUUUAAUUGAUUUGGUUUUGUUGUGAUAUUGCACGUGGAAAGUUUCUAUGUGUUGCUAUUUUUACCUUGGAGUAUUUAGUAUUCCAUGCAUAUUAUUUAUUUACAUUAAUUCUUUUCUACUGUUGAAUCAGCAAAUGUAUGUGAAUUGAACAGGAGAAAGCACAGACGUGUUACCCAUGCACUGGCACAUGUCUACCAAGAGGAAAUUAAGGAGUGUUUAUAGUGAUUUUAUGAAAUGAUUUCAGGUACUUGUUGAUGCA